Molecule: messenger RNA, 1909 nt
Organism: Microplitis mediator
Lineage: Eukaryota; Metazoa; Arthropoda; Insecta; Hymenoptera; Braconidae
Gene: Vsp37A
Product: vacuolar protein sorting-associated protein 37A
Exons: 6
Coding region: 469-1776 (435 amino acids)
Biological process (GO): protein targeting to membrane; protein targeting to vacuole; ubiquitin-dependent protein catabolic process via the multivesicular body sorting pathway
Cellular component (GO): ESCRT I complex
Source: RefSeq, a predicted model, not a curated record
AAGAAAUUUAGUAGAGGAGUUAAGUAGUAUUAAGUAUUAAUUUAUUAGUAAUCAUAGAACUGUCAGCUGAUUUAAUUUUUAUUUAUUUUUCAAGGCCCCCGCAGUAGGUCCCAGUCCAUAGAGUCCCAUAUUAUUCACCUCGAUCGUCUGUCUCUCAUUUCCAUCUAUCCUCUGUUGUCCUCUGUCAGAAUACUCGGUCUUAUAUAUAUAUAUAUAUAUAUAUAUACAUAGAGAUAUAUGUAUUGUUCCACUACUUCAUUGUUCUCCAUUCAAUUUUAUGAGCUCAGCCUCAACUACUCAGCUCAUAUAGAUCAGUCUUUAGUGAUAAACUAUAAAAUUAAAUAGUGAAAUAAUAAUAAUUUUAAAAAAUAAAUAAUUUAUUACUUAUAAUUAUUAAUAAAUGAUUAAUAAUUUUGACAGUAAUAUUGUCAAUUAAACGGAUGUAUUAUUCAAAAUUAAGGCUUUUAAAUGAUAUCGCGAAUAUUCCGUGGAGAAAAUGAAAAUGCUGCUGUUAAAAGAAAACGUCAGAUAGAUACAUUGAAAAUUUUUAAUGAUAAUGUAGCUGAAUUAAGAGAAGAUGUUGAGUAUCAGGUACAAUUUGAUGCUGGAGAAACACGAAUGGCUAUUAUGGUAUCAUUACCACCGGAAUUUCCACUAGAAAAACCAGUACUAAGAGUUUCACCACCUGUGACACAUCCUUGGUGUAAUGAACACAGUGAAAUAACGAGUGCUCCUGGAUUACUAAAUUUUACAAUCCACAGUGAUCUUGGUCGUGUUGUACAGGCAAUUAUUAGAGAAUUUAGUAAAAAUCCUCCACAAUUAACUGAUGAUAUUUCAUUAACAAAUCAAUCUCGAGAGUUACAAGAUCGAAUAUCUCCGCCGUACGGUUUCCAACGUUAUCCAGAAUUACAAUCCACAUUGUAUAAUACAUAUUACAACUCACAGUAUCCGGCAUACUCAACAUCCAGCGGCAGUAAUUACAAGUAUAACUAUGUCAACUCAUGCAUAUCAAAUCAAGAUCAAUUUACAUCGUCUUUGCACCGUCCAACAUACACAUCUACUGGUAGUCCUGGUAAUUCAAAUUCUAUCGGGACUGCUAGUCCUGUUCAGUACUCGAAUGAUCACCGGCCAGUUAGUUACAUUAAUUCCCACAAUUACAAUACAGCGAGUUAUAACAAACCUGUGACAAUAAAUCCACCUCCACAUACGGCGGUAUCCAGUCCAGAGUUUCCGGAGCUUAAUAAUUUAACAAAUGAACAGCUUGUUAAACUUGCUGAAGAAACGGACAGUCUUGAUGCCUUUUUGAGCCAACAUUCCCAGCUUAAAGAUAUUAAUUUAUUGAUUGACGAGACUAUCGAUAGCGUUGAAAUAUUAGCUAAUGAUAAUCUAGCCAAAGAGACUGAAUUAAAAACACUUAAAGAAGAGGUUGCGUCUAAAAUAAAAAGUGUGUCAGAACUUAAAGCACAUUAUGAUAAUUUAAUUAGCCAAUAUAGCAAAUUGUCGCAAGUAUUUGCGCCAGAUCAUAUACGCGAGUGUUUAAAACAGGCUGCUGAUGAAAGUCAUGAGCAAAGUGAAUUGAUUGCUGAAAAUUUUAUCAACCGAAAGAUUGACGUUGAACAUUUUUUGAGCAGCUAUAUCGAGUGCCGUAAAUUAGGCCAGGCAAGACGUACCAAGGAGGAAAAAUUGGGACAUCAGUUGAAUGAAUUGAAGCGAGCUGACAGGACCAAUGAAGUACCGGUUGGUUUUAUCUAUUUUCCUGCUUGUGAUGAUGCUUAAAUCGACGGCAGACGGUGCUAAGGGUGGGAUCGGCAGAGCAGGAGUACGCGGAAGAGGUAGAGGACGCAUCUACAGUUCAAGAAUGCCGAUAAUUAUUCCCGGUCGUAAUACCAAUAGCGGUUACUAUGAAAAU